CCGAGUCCGAUGUAGAACCCACGAUUGGCUCUCCACCACCCCUCGCAGUGUGACCUUGAACAAGAACUCUGACCGCCGAUAGCAGUCUGCGUCUGCCAAUCUGGAGUGUCCAACUCGUCGUAAUGUGGUAGGGAGCCACCGUUAGUCCCAGCCCUGUGCUGACGCGUCCCUUAGUGCGUAUGUCUAGUAUCAACCAACGCCGAGCGCUUCUCCUAUCUGGUCCUGCGCCGGUGCCUAACUGAGAUGGCUAUAAAUCGACAAAGGUCCCACCGAUAAGAGUCGGCCUCAUCGCCAUUUUUGACACCACCCUCAACAACAGGCACCAUGGGUGUCAGACCACUUUUGCUAUCGACCCUCCUGUGGGCCGCUAGCACCACCGCCGUGACAGAGUCGACGCCAUAUGCAAACCACAUAUUCAACUCGAUCCAUUCCUCCAUGCGGCAAUGGGGAUCCUCUUUGCAACACAACGGCAUGUCCUUCUUCCUGGCGACCGUCCCCGCCGGCACCCAGUUCUACCAUGGCACGUCGAUCGCUGAGGCCGUGAACGGCACGGAAUGGCUCGCCUUCGAGCCGGAACAUGCCAUGGUCUUCGCGAGACCCCACCAUCCUCCUCCGUCUACCGGAAGCGAGGAUGACAAGAAAGAUCUGCGAAGACGCGACCUGGAAACCGAAGGAGAGGAACUGGAAGCAGGCUGGCUACACACUUAUAACGCUGCCAAGGAUCUGCGGUUGCUGUACGUCGAUGGCAUGGCAGCUGGCAAGACCUCCAACGGAACCCUUGACCUGGAGGAUAGAAUCUUGUUCCGGGAUUCUCUACCGGACGGGGCGAUGAUGGGGGAACGCGAAAGGGCUAACAUGUUCUGCCGCAUGGCGCGCGAGGAAUGGGACGAUCGUCUGGACGGUUUGCUCCGCAUGGAGGCAGGGUUUGAGGUGAUCCUAUGCGACUUUGCUCGAGAUCUCCACGAAGUCCGUGUUACCCAGACCAAACCGAGCACUCCCUUUGCGGGUCCAGGAGGAGGAAAGAAAAAAGGCGGCGGUCCGGGAGACGGAGGACUGUGGUUCAAGGCAAUCGCUGCACGCUAUGAUGGAAUCGGAGGCAACCGGGUUAUCUUAAAUUAUGACAAUUUCGUGUCUGCGUAUACCUAUGGACUGGAUCUGUUCCACUCAGCCAACGAGACUUUCACGUUGCCGCGGUUGAAACAGUUUUCUGCCCAGGAGCUGGACCCGAUCAAGGAGGGACUGAGUGAGCUCGUCCUGAAGCAUGAGGCCAAGGAGGCUUUGUUCAACUGGCAGACCAUCACGGACAUGGUGGUGGAGAGAUACGCGCGCGAGAUCCGCUAUCUCGCGUCCGGCCAGGCGUCGACAGUGGAGCAGCUCCACGCGGAGAUUGACCUGGCCCUGGGGCCGUUCAUCGACUACGGGGAUCGUGAUGGACAACAAGAGGUGGAUCGCUGCUCGAUGCAAUUCAUUCCUGGAGGGCAUCUGGGCGAUGGUAUCGCUGCGACGGCAGUACACUCGGUUACUCGUAGCAUUUGCUCGACGAUGGUGGAGGCCUGGCAAGAGACGGACUACAAGACGGCCAUCGGACUCUUCCAGGACCUGAUGGAGUACCUAUCCUGGACGACCUGGAAGCAAUGCAGUGGAUGCGGUGACCACGAGAUUUGUGUGGUGCCGAUUUGGCCGAUGGGCACCGUAGAAGACUAUAACAAACCACAAUGUCGUGAUGCAUCGCAUCCCAGCAGCGAAGGCCAGCGUUAUUGGGGCGGGGGUCCCGGUGGCCCCGGUGGUCCCGGUGGUCCCGGUGGUCCGCGUCCCCCGUCGUCUUCCUUGUCGUCCGGCUGGAUUCAGGGACUCAUCUCGUUCCUGCGGUCGUUCUUCGGUGCCGCCCUGGGAAUGCAUUUCUAAGACCUAUCUAAGUGGAUGAGCGUAUUCGAAUUGACUUGUUUUCGGGCACAGUAUACUCCGCUCAGGGGCGAAUGGAUCCUUAGCGAAUGAAAGCGAACAGAAAGCGAAAGAAGAAAGGAGAGGAAAAAGCAACGGUGUCGAAGUGCCCGGUUUAGAGGCUCGGGGAGGAGGGGUUUAAAGUGGCCGAGGCCGUCUUUGCCCGUGCUGGUCGUGCUGCUUAUCCGCGCCACUUCGAUAGUGUCUGCAGGCCUGCAUCCAGCACCGCGCCGAUCAGCUGGGCCUAGACAAAGAACACUUCUGUCAUCUCGCACAUCCUGUUUUUUGGUGCUU
Aspergillus ibericus CBS 121593 is the source of this 2235-nucleotide messenger RNA. RefSeq lists its product as uncharacterized. The record is from RefSeq and is a predicted model, not a curated record. NCBI's taxonomy places the organism in Eukaryota, Fungi, Ascomycota, Eurotiomycetes, Eurotiales, Aspergillaceae. Bases 325 to 1905 code for a protein of 526 amino acids. The transcript has a single exon.